Messenger RNA from Heterobilharzia americana, 523 nucleotides. NCBI's taxonomy places the organism in Eukaryota, Metazoa, Platyhelminthes, Trematoda, Strigeidida, Schistosomatidae. The record is from the annotation of a GenBank genome assembly.
AUGAGCUUUAUUUGGGACUGGCUUUCUGGUUCCGUUUCUUGGGUGUUGAGUUAUCUUGGCUUGCGACAGAAAAAUGGGAAGCUGGUUUUUCUUGGAUUAGAUAAUGCUGGAAAGACAACAUUACUGCAUCGGCUAAAAGAUGACCGUAUGGCUCAGCAUGUUCCUACACUACAUCCGACAUCUGAGGAGUUAUCAAUUGGUGGGAUGACAUUCACAACAUUUGAUCUCGGUGGCCAUGAGCAAGCAAGACGUGUCUGGAAAAACUAUAUCCCCGCAGUUGAUGGGCUUGUCUUCAUGGUGGAUGCGUAUGAUCGUAACAGAUUUUUAGAGUCCAAAAAGGAGUUAGACAAUCUUCUACAAGAUGAACAGAUCGCUCAUGCCCCUAUAUUAAUACUUGGGAACAAAAUAGACAAGCCAGGUGCUGCAAGUGAAGAAGAGCUGCGUUACUUUUUGGGACUACAGGGAAUCACAACAGGCAAAGGUGCUAUUAAUAAGGCUCAGAUUCCUACUGGGAGACCUAUAG